Paecilomyces variotii is the source of this 2574-nucleotide messenger RNA. Its product is annotated as transcription factor. The coding region runs from base 265 to 2409 and encodes 714 amino acids. Gene Ontology annotation, molecular function: DNA-binding transcription factor activity, RNA polymerase II-specific; zinc ion binding; RNA polymerase II transcription regulatory region sequence-specific DNA binding. Gene Ontology annotation, cellular component: nucleus. Gene Ontology annotation, biological process: regulation of DNA-templated transcription; cellular response to starvation. The record is from RefSeq and is a predicted model, not a curated record. Lineage: Eukaryota; Fungi; Ascomycota; Eurotiomycetes; Eurotiales; Thermoascaceae. The transcript is spliced from 2 exons.
UCUAUUUCAGACAACAUCCUGGCCUGGAUCGAAAACGGACCUGGGUGAGUGGCGGCUCUGGGGUCGACCUGGUACACACUUGGUUCUGCGGUGGCCCGACUCUCAGAGACUCGACCUGACAAAGGAGCAGCACUGGCUACCGACAGGAGCAGGAAAACGUGGCCUUCUGUCUGUGACGGAGGUCAGGAGAAGCCACCCCUGCAUCUAUCCGCAUUUUCGAGUCCCUACAAAUAAUCCGCGCGCAUUGAGCCGGAUCCAUAUAUCAUGACAGCAAGCGUGAGGGAUGCUUCGCCCUCCCCGUCGGCGGAUCAAAGUGGCGGCGAUCAGGACUCUGGAGAUAUGGCCGAACACGCCGGAGGAAGUCGGUCCAAGGACCAGAGCACCGUUGACGGGGAUGAGAACACUCAGAGUGGCCAGAAGUCGUCCUCAAACAACGCAAAGGACCCGCUAAGACCGCGAAGGAAGAAGGCCAGGAGAGCUUGUUUCGCCUGUCAACGGGCCCAUCUGACUUGCGGUGACGAAAGACCAUGCCAACGCUGCAUUAAACGUGGCUUGCAGGACGCCUGCCAUGACGGUGUCCGGAAGAAAGCCAAGUAUCUUCAUGAUGCCCCAGACGGUGCCCUGAUGCCAGGGGUUGGCGGCAAUUUUUAUAACGCCACGAAUACCGUGCACAAUAGCCUACCUCUUUCGAGAAAUGGUGCAAACGCCGUCAAGACUCGGUCAAAUUCUAAUUUUUAUAACGCCCAGCAGUCAGGAUCAUAUAAUAUAUAUCAGCAGAACAAGCCUCAGGACCAGAUAGGCUCCCUGCUUCAGGAAAAUGCCUUGAACCAAGGCACCUUCAGCACACAAUCACCGGUUUCGCCCACAUUCAAUCUGGGUACAAGCACGACGAUACAGAAUGCGAAUCUAUCUCCCUCUGUGCCUCAGCAGUCACCAAGCACAGCAGCUUCGGGGCCGCCACAGACGCAGAACCCAUUCGCAGGGGCGUUGUUUGACCCCAGCGAUCCUGCUCUCUUCAACUUCGAUCUCUCGAGUAUGAAUUUCGGCAACCGGUAUGGUGCGCUGGAGUUUGGUAUGCUUGGUCACAUGGCCACAGGUGCUGGUGAGACUCCGCCCAGUGAUACAGCUACUCAACGCGGGUCGAUCGGACGGAGUGGCUCUCAGCAGUUCACGAAUGCACCCUUACCGGGAUCCUCUGGUUUUGGUGAAAGUUCAGGGAACCAGCCGCCGUUCAUGUUCGGAGAUACGAUUCUCAAUGACUGGUCCAACGGUCAGGGCCAGGGUGGUGUGGGCGGACUCUAUGGCCAGAACAAUCUGGUGCCCGGCCACAUGAAAGGCGAUGCACCGCACGCUUUUGCUAUUGAAAGCGGCCCUGCGAGCUUCACUAGUCCCGGUUCGAUGAGUAGCCCUCAAGUUCCACACCAUCUUGAGGACCCUACGACGUCUCCGUUCAAUCAUCCCAACAAAUUGUCAGUCUCGAAUGGACAGCGAUCCCUGAUAUCUACGCCGGCCUUGAAGCACCAGAACCUGCAGGUCGGUGCAAAGCGGCGAUUCCGUAACCCUUCCUCCAUCUACGAGAGUGUCAAGGAGCCUUAUUCCUAUACUCUGGGUUUCCAUAAUUUGAUCGCUUUCAUCCAGCGGCGCUUCUCUCCUCCAAAGACCCUGCAGAUUGCCAAAGCUCUGGCGUCCAUCCGUCCGUCGUUCAUCGCCACCACGAAGACGCUCAAUGAGGACGAUUUGAUCUUCAUGGAAAAAUGCUUCCAGAGGACCCUUUUCGAGUACGAAGACUUCAUCAAUGCCUGCGGCACCCCGACUAUCGUCUGUAGGCGGACAGGAGAGGUGGCGGCAGUGGGCAAAGAGUUCAGCAUCCUUACGGGGUGGAAGAAGGACGUCCUACUGGGAAAGGAGCCCAACCUGAACGUCAACACUGGCGGUUCUCCCGGCAGCCAAAAUGCGUCGUCGCGUGGCUUUGCUCCUCGUGUGCCGCCGCAAGACAACUCCGGAAACGGCCGUCUGCAACCCGUCUUCCUGGCAGAGUUAUUGGAUGACGACAGUGUCAUCGAAUUCUAUGAGGACUUUGCCAAGCUCGCGUUUGGCGACUCGCGAGGCAGCGUCAUGACGACCUGUAAGCUCUUGAAGUACAAGACCAAGGAAGACAUGGAGCCUAGCAGUUCCGACGACAAUCAAAAAUGGAACGGCCAUCUGAGCAAAGGCGGCAUUGCGGGCGAGGCCGGAAUGAACCAGCUGGGGCUGAAGGAUGGGAAAGUGGAAUGCAGUUACUGUUGGACGGUCAAGAGAGACGUGUUUGACAUCCCCAUGCUUAUAGUUAUGAAUGUAGGUUGCUCCAUCCUCUAUUUCUUGAAAAGGACAGAAGCUAACAUUCCCUCGCAGUUCCUACCUUGCAUAUGAGUUAUAGCAUGUUUUAUGAGGGCCAAACGGGAUACCAUUGUUAUGUUUUUGAUUCUUUACUUACUGUUUUAUAUGGUCGCAUGCCCUUCAAUGGUCAAAAGCUAGGGUUUUUCUGUCAUGUUCGACUGGGUUCGGGUAUAUACCCUUCGUUCUGAGUUUUAUUCA